Emericellopsis cladophorae is the source of this 2106-nucleotide messenger RNA. Its product is annotated as Late secretory pathway protein-like protein. Bases 1 to 2106 code for a protein of 701 amino acids. The transcript has 4 exons. Gene Ontology annotation, cellular component: cytoplasm. The record is from RefSeq and is a predicted model, not a curated record. Lineage: Eukaryota; Fungi; Ascomycota; Sordariomycetes; Hypocreales; Bionectriaceae.
AUGAGCGGCGAAGACACCGAAUUCACGUCCAAUGGUGCCGAGACUGCACCUAGCCCUGGAGACCCAGGCCCAGCAUUGCCCAUCAAGCCCGAAACAGCUGGUUUCACACCGCUGGUGACAGUCGUUGGCUUUCACCAUGCACGAGGGCCCGAGGUUGAGACAUGGUUUGGCGUGGAGGACGGCUUCGACCCCGCGGAAGAGUUCAAAUGGUCGUUGCUGCCAUUCAUGGCCUUGAGCGACGGCGCGCACGCAUCUGAAGAGGACUUCUCGUACUUCACCCUUCUGAAACCCAAGACCGACAAGAGUCCCGCCACUUCCUUGUUCGGGAUAUCAUGUACGCGACAGCUCGACUCCACCCAGCUCAUCAACCGGCCCGACGACGUCACCCGCUCAACGGUGCAGAAGGCUGUGGUGGUUAUUGCGGACAAUCCCAAAUCCUUUGGCAUGCUGCGGCAAAGGCUGGGGAUAGUCACCCACGCCUGGUUCGACCAGCGUGGCUUUGACGAUGUGGAUAUUCUCAAAGGGCUGCAGGAAAGCUUGGCCGAGGAGAAAUCCAGGGGCGACCUCGAAUCCGUAUCCGAGCAGGACCAAUUCAUUGGCAUGAGUUUGCGAGAGUUGAUCCACGAGUUCAGGUGGCAGACGCUGGUCUUGCUGAAGAGUUGCCUGCUUCAGCCAAAGAUGCUCUUCUUCGGCUCGCGAUGCGACCGGUUGUGCAUGGUCCAGUUUGCGCUUGUGUCGCUCAUACCAGGCCUCAUGCGCAAUCUCCAGGAUUGCGCCGACCCUGAACUCAACACCUACGAGAGUCAACUUUCGAAGCCCACGAGCUUGCAAAGUAGUAAUCGCAGCUCGCUACUGUCGUUCAUGGGACUUCCGUUGCAAAUAUUCGGCAAGGGUAGCCUCUUUGGCCCAUACACCCCCCUCCAGCAACUUGACAUCCUCGCCGACUUUGGCACCAAGUCUUACAUUGUGGGCAGCACCAACUCACUACUGCUGCAACAGAAGGAUCGCUACAGCGACAUCCUCAUCAACCUCGAUGAGGACACUGUGAACAUCACGUCCGCCUCCCUUCGCAAUGCACUCACGCUUACUGCUGCCGAUCGCCGUUGGAUCGACGGCAUCUACCACGAAGUCAGUGAGACCUGGGACGAGGCUAAUCCCAGCCGACCCAAGACACUCCAGUAUCUCGGCUCCGAAGAGUACAUUCGCGCGCAAUUCGAGGCAUAUAUACUAGGUCUAAUAUCGUCAGUCAAGUAUCAUCAGUUCAUUGUCGAGAAUCCGGACACGGGUUCCACCACAGAGGCCGACCCGGCUGUCGACUACGGCCUCGACUGGGUAGAAGCCUGGUCCGGCACGGAGAACUACCGCAUGUGGAACCAGUACACGGAUGCCAAUCUGUUCGCCGUCUCCGAGCCCAAACAUCCCUGUGCCGGGGGUCUCACCAUGGAUGACGUCCAGCGCAGGAUAGCAGAUCAAGUCAAGGACCUCCACCUGGAUGAGCGCUUCGCCCAGGGACGCGAGGUCCUGGGUCGCAAUUUCGCCGUCGGCAGGGAGAAGGCCACGAGCAUGUUCAACCGCAUCUACUCGGACAUGGAAUACCUACGCGAGUCACAACGACGCCGUGCCGAGGACGCCGCGCGAGCGCAAGACGCCGGUGCCGAGCAGCAGCCAUCCUCACCAGCGUCGUCGACCGCGCCCUCGUCGGCAUCGGCCGUGCCUGCGGUGGACCUCAAUAAGGCACAGCAGUCGGUGCAGACAGCCGGCGCGCGUGCGAGCGCAUACAUGUCGAGCUGGGCUUCGUGGGCGGGCGAGAAGCGAAAGACGGGCGGCUGGGGUGCUGGCUGGGGACGCAAGGCGUCGGGUACGCCGACUAGUUCGACGCCGACGAGCCCCAUGGAGAAGUCAUCAGUGGAAUUCCAGCCCAUGGGUUCCAACAUGGAUCCUGCAGGACACAGACAGCAGCCGAGCUUUAGCGAAAGCAUAUUGUCGGGUGCCAGUUCGUCAGCUGGAAGACCCGGGACGGGCCAAGAGGAAGAGGACCUGGACACGGGCCGGAAAGCGACUACGAAAGAAGCGCAGGGGGGAGAUGAAGGCCUCAAGAAUACCUGA